Molecule: messenger RNA, 1597 nt
Organism: Centruroides sculpturatus (bark scorpion)
Lineage: Eukaryota; Metazoa; Arthropoda; Arachnida; Scorpiones; Buthidae
Exons: 5
Coding region: 223-1353 (376 amino acids)
Cellular component (GO): extracellular region
Molecular function (GO): chitin binding
Source: RefSeq, a predicted model, not a curated record
UCACGCGAUUCGCUCUAAUGAUCGUGACGUCACACCAAUCGGCUUGAAUGGAGUGACGUAGUUAGAUUAUUCCGCUCCGAUUGGUCGAAACAAGCGGUGUAUAAAAAUAUUCGAAAAAAAAAUAUAUUAUAGCAGGGAGAUUUCGGUUUACUGAAAUUACGAAUUAAACUAACGACAACAACGUGUCUGGCAUUUAUCCACUUUGCUUAUGAAAAUGAUAAAAUGAUCGUUUUAAAAGGAUCCGAGCGCCUUUUAUUAAUUAAAAUGAAGGCCCUUUUAUUAUUAUUCACCAUAAAUUUAUUAAUAGGAUUAAUUAAUUCUGCCAACGUGACAGCCAACAAUCAAUUGAGAAGUUUUAAUGACGAUAGCAGUUUAUUCAGGAGGUUCAACUUUACGCGGAGAAGAUCAAAAUUCCCUAUACUACCUCCAAAAUUGCGUGAAUUAACCACACCAGAAGUAAUUACAGUUAGUAAUUUCAAUAAACGCGUUGGAAUCUUAGAUGAUGAUCUUAGCAAUGUGUCUGUAAUGGUUAAAAGUUUACCAUCUUCUAAUAAUUCAUCAAAAACUGAUUUUUCUGACUUCUUCAAUAUAUCUGCCUCAAGAAGAAGAUCCACAGUACUAUGGCCUCGACUUGCAACUUCAAGAUAUAGAGGAUUCGCUUCGGUAUACAAACUGACAAAAAAUUCGCCCAGCUCGAAUUUCUUAGUAACGUGGCAGAAGAAACCAUUAACCAAAGAAGAUCCCAUUAACCAAACUACAACUGUGCAACCUAUUUUAGAAAAUUCACUAAUUAUUCAAAGUCCAUCCGUGGUUUGGCCUUUAUCACGAAGAUCAAUUUCUAGAAGGAUAUGGACCACUCACAGACCAUUGAUUACUACAUCCGUUACACCAUUGCCGAAAUUAUUAAUGCCCAAACCGACAAGACCUGCCAUUUACAGUUUAGAUGGCUUCAUCCCUACACCUUCCAUGAUUCAUCUUACCACAACUUCUCCUCCGGAUUACAAUCUUAUGAUGUCAUCUUCUAGAAGAAAGGAGAUAAAAAAGCCUCCAGCUAACGAAGGGUUUCAAAAGAAAACGAGACGAUUUAGCAUCGUGAUGAGGAGAAAAGGAAUACCAGGACGGGAUUAUCCUGCAUAUAACCACGUUCCUGCUACUCGUUUCCGUUGUGGAUGGGAAAGCGGCAUGUUUGCAGAUCCAAAAACAGGAUGUCAGGUAUGGCACAUGUGUCCAGGCGGUGGGAAACCUCACAGAUAUAGCUUUUUAUGUCCUCAAGGAACCAUCUUCAGCCAGAAGAGAGGAAUCUGUGAUUGGUGGUACAACGUUUCAUGCGAUGCCAAAAAUUCCAAUAGCUAAUAUAUUAUUACUAAUUUUUUUUCUUUUACAAAUAAAGUAAAGAAAUGGCUCUAAAACCAUACCAAAAAUCCAUUUUUUUGUAUAUGCAUUUAUCAAACUAACAAAUCAGUAUUCGGAGCCAUCUUUGUAGUUUAUUUAUUGCUAACAGUUCUGGUUAUAAACGUGAUUUGCAUGUUUAUAUUUAACCAUGUUCCAGACAUGUUUCUAUUAAUAAAAGAAUAUUUAUCUGAUGGUUUACAUAUAA